UCGUUCGUUGUUUCCGGCGGAGGACUCUCCUCGAGACUCCAAGCGGAAGCGGCUUCCUCGGUUGCUGCCACGUCGGAAUCCUUGGCGAAUCCUCUCAUUUCUGUCUUUAUAGUUGGAAAAAACUUUGGAUUCGAAGAGCGUGUGGACAGUUUACAGUCAUGGUUUCCGUCAUCAACACCGUGGACACCUCCCACGAGGACAUGAUCCAUGACGCUCAAAUGGACUACUACGGUACUCGCCUGGCAACCUGCUCCUCCGACCGAACCCUCAAGAUCUUCGACGUGAGGAACGGGGGCCAGAUACUGGUGGCGGACCUCAGGGGGCACGAGGGUCCCGUCUGGCAGGUGGCGUGGGCCCACCCCAUGUUUGGCAACAUCCUGGCUUCUUGCUCCUACGACCGCAAAGUCAUCGUCUGGAAGGAGGAGAACGGCGCCUGGGACAAGAUGUACGAAUACACGGGACACGAGUCGUCAGUCAACUCCGUCUGCUGGGGUCCCUAUGAAUUUGGGCUGAUUCUGGCAUGCGGCAGCUCCGACGGCGCCAUUUCUCUCCUGACGCUCACAGGAGACCAGCAGUGGGACGUGAAGAAAAUCAACAAUGCACACACAAUCGGCUGCAACGCAGUUAGCUGGGCUCACGCCGUGGUCCCAGGCAGCCUGAUCGAGCAGCCGUCAGGACAGAAACCAAACUACGUCAAACGUUUUGUGUCCGGUGGCUGUGACAACCUGGUCAAACUCUGGAAAGAAGAAGAGGGCCAGUGGAAGGAGGACCAGAAGCUGGAGGCCCACAGUGAUUGGGUGAGAGACGUGGGCUGGGCUCCUUCUAUUGGCCUGCCCACCAGCACCAUCGCCAGCUGCUCCCAGGACGGCCGCGUGUUUAUUUGGACGUGUGACGACCCUGCCGGCAACACGUGGACGGCCAAGCUGCUGCACAAGUUCAACGACGUGGUCUGGCACGUCAGCUGGUCCAUCACGGGGAACAUCCUGGCCGUGUCCGGGGGAGACAACAAGGUGACCCUGUGGAAGGAGUCCAUGGAUGGCCAGUGGGCGUGCAUCAGUGAUGUCAGCAAAGGCCAGGGCGCUGUCUCCUCCAUCACAGACACGCAGCAGGCUGAGCAGUGACACACACACACACACGCACACACAAAUCUGGCUUUGGCUUUUUGCAUAAAGCGACUAUUUUAAAGUUCCUUUAUCCCUCAUGUGGCUGAACAUUCCACCCCCCGCAGUGUCAUGUUUGGAUCACGUGACCUGUCAUCAUUGCAGAACCAUAAAUGUUUCCUACUUGUAAUUAAAACAUCUGAAUAAUA
This is a messenger RNA of Nerophis lumbriciformis (worm pipefish), 1309 nucleotides long. It is a transcript of the gene sec13, whose product is annotated as SEC13 homolog, nuclear pore and COPII coat complex component. Gene Ontology annotation, cellular component: COPII vesicle coat; nuclear pore outer ring. Gene Ontology annotation, biological process: protein import into nucleus; COPII-coated vesicle budding; positive regulation of TOR signaling. The record is from RefSeq and is a predicted model, not a curated record. Gene Ontology annotation, molecular function: structural molecule activity; protein binding. NCBI's taxonomy places the organism in Eukaryota, Metazoa, Chordata, Actinopteri, Syngnathiformes, Syngnathidae.